Messenger RNA from Dicentrarchus labrax (European seabass), 633 nucleotides. RefSeq names its product APC11 anaphase promoting complex subunit 11 homolog (yeast) (gene anapc11). The record is from RefSeq and is a predicted model, not a curated record. The transcript has 3 exons. NCBI's taxonomy places the organism in Eukaryota, Metazoa, Chordata, Actinopteri, Moronidae. Gene Ontology annotation, molecular function: zinc ion binding; cullin family protein binding; ubiquitin protein ligase activity. Gene Ontology annotation, cellular component: nucleus; anaphase-promoting complex. Gene Ontology annotation, biological process: positive regulation of mitotic metaphase/anaphase transition; anaphase-promoting complex-dependent catabolic process; protein ubiquitination. The coding region runs from base 206 to 460 and encodes 84 amino acids.
AGAAGAAGAAGAAGAAGAAGACGAAGAAGACGCGGGACGUGUUCCCCUGGUUACUGCAAUGUUAGCUGCAUGUUGUUGACUGUGAAUAAAGUGGCCAUAACAUGAUUUCUAGCUCGCCAGUAAACACUGAAACUUAACUCGUGUAGGAAGGAGACGUUGCCGCGAGUGUGUCGUUGUGUGUUUCUGCCCCUGUCAGACACGGAGGAUGAAGGUGAAGAUCCGACAGUGGAACGGGGUGGCCUCUUGGUUGUGGGUGGCCAACGAUGAGAACUGUGGGAUCUGUAGGAUGCCCUUCAAUGGCUGCUGCCCGGACUGUAAAGUGCCUGGAGAUGACUGCCCGCUGGUCUGGGGUCAGUGCUCUCAUUGUUUCCACAUGCACUGCAUCCUGAAAUGGCUGAACUCGCAGCAGGUCCAGCAGCAGUGCCCCAUGUGCCGACAGGAGUGGAAGUUCAAGGAGUGAACCUGUGUUGGCGGCGCUGCAGUACGCCUGCAGACACUCACAGGCGCCUGCCGAUGGGUUUUAUUUUUAUAUCAGCUGUAAAUAAGUGUUAUUGUAUUUCUCCAUCUGAUGGAACAACCUGUUAUAUUCUGUUGACAGAUCUGGUAUGUGAUUAAAAAAAACCUAAAAAGGGA